Schizophyllum commune H4-8 is the source of this 3076-nucleotide messenger RNA. RefSeq lists its product as uncharacterized. NCBI's taxonomy places the organism in Eukaryota, Fungi, Basidiomycota, Agaricomycetes, Agaricales, Schizophyllaceae. Bases 35 to 2851 code for a protein of 938 amino acids. The transcript is spliced from 12 exons. Gene Ontology annotation, biological process: DNA damage checkpoint signaling. The record is from RefSeq and is a predicted model, not a curated record.
CCCACUUUCAUGAGGCACCGUAAAUCAGACAGAAAUGAGCUCGGACGAUGAGUUUGGAUUCUCCGACUUUCCUAAACUCAGCGCCUCCCAGUUUGCCGCCAUCGACGCAACCGCUGAAGACUACUACUCGCAGCUCCGAGAUGCAGCGACCCAGCGAACGACGCCUGACCCGGCGAGCGCCCAGAAGCCGGGGCCCUCGAAGCCUACACUUGGCAAGCGCAAGAACACAGGCGUCGACGACAUGGACCUGCUUCCCGACAUAACGAUCAUCGAUGGAGGGUACGCACUCGGCGCCCCGGAGGUCAAACGACCCCGCCAUUCCCCUCAACAGGCCCAAGCUCGGAAGGCUGCCCUGGAUGAGGAAGCUCGCAGGAAGAGAGAGGCAGACAUAGAGGAGGCCCUGCGUCAGCGUGAUCGAAGACUACAUCAGAAACCUGCCCCGCGCCAGAAGACGCCUGCGCCCCCUCGACCCCUACCCCAGCGACAGCCCUCCAAACCAACUGUCUUUCGAGCACCCACCGUCCCUCCCUCCUCUCAGAAUGGAACCCGUUCGAGGGGAUCUUCGCCUAUGCUUGUACACCAUCCGCCUGCUCCUCCCCAGCCACCUCCUCAACCCCCAUCACGAGCAACCACGCCCGCCUCCAUUAGCGCCGAUGUUCAGGACGAACUCGAGAAGUUGCGUGCGGAGCUGGCAAUCGUCAAGCAGAAGAAUGCGCAGGCGGAGGCCAUACUUUUGGAGGAGAAGAGCAAGCGAUGGGGCAAGGACGGCGAGAUUGCGCAUCUGAAGGACACUCUGAGCAAGACCACGGCCAACUAUAUCGCGCAGACCAACAAGCUACGUGAGGCGAAAGAGGCAGCUGAGAAGCAGCAGACACAGUUGCAGCGCAGCAUGAAAGACGAGAUCGAGCGCAUCAAGACCCAGUUCCUGUUCAAGCAACAAGAACUGGAAUCUCGACGUCCGCCCAUGUCCGUCAAGGCCAAGAAGACGGCACGCUCAACGGACUUUGUUGCACCCGUCCCCAUGUCCUCGCAAAUGCGCGGCUGGAGUAACGCCGGUGCGGGCACAAGCAGACUCGAGGAAGACGUAUUCGGUGGCAGGUCCCUCACGUCCCAGCCACCAGCUUUCCCUUCGCAAUCCGUGCGCCGAUCACCGUCGAAGACCCGCUCGCCUGCAAAGCCAAAACCAGGCGCGCUCGGAUUCCAGAACUCAUUUGUCGCGUCCACGCCCUUGGCCAAGCGGAAAGGCAAGCAGAAGGAGAAUGCAGAGCAGGAGCAGCGGCAGGGAGGUGCAGGGAGUCAGUUGCAAGGUUUCCAGCCAGCCUCGCAGCAACCAAGGACGCAGGAGGACAGGGGUCAGCAGCCAGCAUGGGACUUGGGUCCGGCACAGGCGCCCUCCCAGCCGGGCUUCGACUGGACGGUGCAGAGUCCACCCGCAAUACCCUCGCCGCCGCAUAGUCCGACGCGAAUGCAAGUGGACGCGCUUCCGCCUGCACCCGCACCCGAUGGCGACGUCGAGAUGGCGGACGGGGAGGAGAUUGUGCCGGAGGAGUUCGAUGCCAUCGAGCCGAUAGACUGGAUGGGAGAGCUCACCUAUCUCCUCCUCACCCACCGACUGCCCUCAUCCACGCGUACGACCUUAGAGACGAUCAUGCGCGUGGACGUCGAGGACGACAUCUCCCUCCGAAUAUGCACGACCUGCAACCAGAUUCUCGAGAUCAUCGGCAUGCACACGAAGCCCGCGGAUUAUCUCUUCGUGGGCAAAGCUCUGGCCGUGCGACUGGUUUCCUUGCUUCAGAUCUUUCUCGAACUAUCCACCAUCGCUCCUCUCAUCAGUCUGCUCAAUCUCAUGACAUAUUUAAUCUACUCACUGCCCGACUUCUCCUCCUUCCUGCUCCUUCCCGGCACAGACAACACCGAGUCGCUCAUCCUGGAAUCCUUGGUCGUCAUCCUGACGCAGAAGCUGAAGGGCGUCUCCGACGAAGACAAGGUCCCCCUGGAGCGCGAGGUGUGCGAACUGCUGUCCGCUCUGGCCUGGAAUACUCCGGACGACCUGAUGCCUCGACAUCGCAUCCUCACCUCGAAUGACGAGAUCAUGCGCUACCUCAUCAAUCCCGAGGACUCUUUCGCCCAGUUGAUCCUCAAGACUCAAUAUCUCGUUCGAUUGUCGACGCACCGCACCCUUGCUUCCUCCUUGCUACCGCCCUACGAUCCGUCACUUCAUGUGGACGGGGAAGGAAAGCCCAUAUUGAAGGAAGGCCACGUCGACCGCCUCUGCAGGAUAAUGGUAAAUGAGAAGAGAUGCGACGAUCCGGACUUCGAGCUCAGGUCGCUCAUCCUGACGUUCUUGUCCAUGCUAUCCGUCGGGCAUGCAGAAGCGCUGCUCGCUCUGCAGAGCUCGGCGUUCAUCGUUCCGCUCUUGGUUGACUUCACCAUGCAGCUGGCCAAUCCGAUCUGGGAGGAUGACGAGGAGCUCAUGAGCGACCCGGCGAAGGCAAACAGCCUGAUACGCCUCGCCGACCAGACCGUCUAUCUCCUCUGGCACAUCGUCAAGGGCCGCGAGCAAGAACUCGACCUGCGACGCAAGCUCAUCCACACCUCGCAUGUGAUCGUCAACGGCCUCAUGCACGUCUUCGUCGUCGCUUUCGGGCGUCUGAGCUACGCAGAUCCGCCGGACUGGGUUGACAAGGAGGGGAAGGAUGAGCUGCAGCUCUUGCAGGGGUACACCGAGGAACUCCUCAACAUGGUCAUCGACGGGCCGGAGGGCGAAGCUGUUUGGGGAACAUAUCAGCCUGAUCCGGAGAACAGCGAGGAGGCAGAGGAGGACGAGAUGGAGGCGGAGAUGCUGGGGUAAUUUCUGUAUGUUCUGUGUACCAACCUUGCUUCAUUUUGGAUCCGUGUACAAUAUGUACUGCUAAUCUACCACGACGUUAUGACGCUGUCGGACGUCUUUGCGCAGAAGUCGAUCAACCACCGCUGUUUGGCGGGGUGAGUGCGAACGCCCUCCUCCUGGCGUAUCAUGUGCUGCUUGGCAAAUAGAUCGCAAGUUUCCGUCCUAAAGCGAGAGACCAGCCGCGAA